CUUCUGAGCGCAUACCCUCAAUUCACUUCCUUGCAGUCGCUGACGCUAAUGAGAUCCAAUUCCUCCGCGUUUUCCCUGCCGCCGUGCGGGGCUAUCGGUCACUAAGGCUGGGCGUUGCUGCUGUUGCCUGUACUGGGGAACUGCUUGCCCUCUGCCUGGCCUCACCUGCCUGCACGCGUGUUGACAGUCGCCGGCCACACCUAGUCCUUUCGCAAACAGCACCGCCUGCCCUCUACCGUCAUGACCGCGCCGGACAACGACUCAGUGCAGCCUGUCGCUGCAGACGAGCCGCCAACCACUGCUUCUGCCUCGCCGCCGCGCCGCGACCCCAUUGAAGACGCCGACGCAAGCUUCACCCGCAAACGCCCCCGCCUACACAGCGGGAGCAACAGUCUAUGCGCUAUGCCUACCGACCCACAAACCCCCGUCAACACCGCCAUGUCGCCCUCGGAAAAGCAGGUAGAAAUGACCAUACGCUCACACCCGCCCUCUUCUCCGGUACAUGGUGGAGAUGAGGACCAUAGCAAUCCUGAUAACUUCCUCGAGGCUCCCUCCCCUACCCCGGGCCAGUCUCCAAUACUCAUUACUAGUUCCGAGGAUGAGCGCGGGAGUCCGCCCAUCCUGAUAAUAGACGACGACGAUGAAGCAGACGCCUUUUCCGUACAGAUGGACGCAGAAGAUUAUUUUCGCCGAUUCCCCUACACACACCAUGGGAGUUACUCCACGGUUGUUCGCGACUUGGCCAAUCACGUUCAAGGAGUUGACAACGACAUCGAUCCCCACUUCUUUCCUAGCAUUUCACAAUGGCUGACCGAUUUACCCGAACCCGGCCCCCAAGUAGACCUUUACGGCUUCUAUACAAGUAAGGCCAUGUUUUGGGAUGAUAUCGCUGGACUGGUGCAUAAUUUGCUCUUACGCAGGGUUGCUUUUAGCCACCACUCGGAUGACCGCCGUGCGGGCGACAUGUUCUACGUUUUCCUCAGUGCCUACAUCAGGGCAUGCUCUUUCCUCCUCCUCGCUGACGUCUGGCUACUCUCCCAACCGCGUCCCGGCGAGAUAUAUUCUUUGCCUCUUCUUAGUCAGAAGCACAUGCGAAACUGGCAUGCCAUUCUUCGCCCGGACAAGGCACCUGCAUUCGCUCUGGUGAGCAAAGAAUAUUCUGUCGAUGUUCGCAAAAUGAUCGGAUUGUUGCAAAAGGACUUCCUAGCUGCCAACGGUGCCCAAAAUAUCUUGCGGCUAUCCGGCGAGGCCUUCCACUGUGUGCCCUUGAACAUGCAAACUCAAAUUGCGUUGGUUGCCGCUCCAGUUUUGACUUCAUUGGGCCUCUCGAUAUUCCAGGAUCCUAGUCCUGCGACUGACCCCGAUCGCCCCGAGUUCUGUCGCGGAGUUUUGCAAUUCUUGGAGAAAUACAUGGACGACCUCUUCGACUUGAGCAGAACUACCGAUGCUGUCUCCGCUCGAGACCUGAUUCAGUACUUUCACGCGCUAUUAUUUGAGCUCUGUCUCUGGAAUAAGGAGAUCGAAUCGGAUCUGGUGGACAGGUUCCUCGACUUCAGAAGCGUUGAUUCGCCGACUACUUCUUCUCCAACCUCGGUCGAUCGUACUGGACCCCAACACCAGUAUCGCGAUGAACCUCAAUACUUUCCAGCUUUAGUCGCCAACGCGUGGAGAUUCAAGCUUCUGCGCCGAUACCUCACCAGAGGUAAGAUGGAUUUACGCGUCAUGAGUAUAGCUAUGAUGGAUGUUUCCUUGAUAGAGAUUUGGAGACAGUACAACAACCCCGAGUCGACAUGCGAACACCCCGUCAUGCGAUAUCUAGCAGACUUUCUCCUUUAUGGGAACGUUGUGGAUUACAUCGUCAGUGUCGACUCACAUCCGCAACUUAUCGCGCGCAGCGGCAACAUCGUUGGUUUUCUCGUCGUAACUAGACGUUGGACAGAUGACCAAGCGGAUGCUAUCUGGAACACCGUUGCCAAAAGCCCCGACCCUCGUGUCGUUACCGCGACACUGGCCAUGCUUAGAGCGAUCAUGCACAUGAUGAGGCCUGCAGAUCACUUGUACUUCUGUACAAAGCUUUACGAAUUGCCUAUCAGGAGCUACACCGUAGAUAUUCUUCGAUUCCUCCGAGAGCUGGGCCCGAAGAUCCUGGAAAAGGCGUUACCGGAAGAUUAUGCUGCGAGAGAAGAUACUGCUAGGCCAUGGAAUGUUUGCACCCGCAUCAUCCGCGACACAAUGUGCCAGGCGGAUACGGACAAAGACAUGUUAGACCUGUAUCACGAGGCUGCUAGCUACCUUUCAACUCUGGCUCCUAAUGUCUCUGUUGGAGAGCGCCAUUCGAUCUACAGAGAUUGUGCGGAUCACAUUUACAGGCACUCGACGAAAGCGACUGGAAGUGCAAAAGUCAUUUACGCGCUCGCCGCACCACUCCCUUCUGAAGACGAGAACUUUUUCCAACAGAACCAGGAUGUCACACGCAAAAUUCUGGAUGAGAUCGCAUGGUUUGUCGAGAAUGAGAGGAAUGCCGAAUCAUCCCUAUAUCAACAAACAGCUCUAUGUUGCAGAUUGGAGCUUCUAGCACUCAUGAUCUGUUGCGCCGGGCCAGCCAUACCUGUUGAGAUGUAUGAGCAGCUAUGGAACUAUACAAUCGGCACACGUGCGCUAUCGAAUACUACCAGGGAUUGGGCAUGGGCGCAAUUACUCCAUACACUCAAAUUUGCCCCGGACAACGACUACUGCAGGCAACUUGUCUCUUCCCACAUGGUACACAUGAACACCGGGAUCUACACGAACGGCAUGUUCGAAUUUGUUGCCAACUACAAUUUCCCGAUGAAACGGCAGCUUGUGGGAACUGAUCAAGGAGAAAAGGAUGUGUUACAGAUCCCUGGUGCAGACGUGCUGUGGUCCAUGGUUCUAUCCUCACCAGAAGGCACUAUUGAAGAUCGCGCCGCCCGUCUUCUUGCCAGUCGCUACGUACAGAUCAACGAGGCCGAUGGCGCUAUGCUAGCAGAUGUGGAAGCCGCUCAUGUCGUUCUGGUGGAGAGAUGCAUACAGGAGAUGCAUUCGGCAUGCAGGCUCAUACGCGCUCAGUCCUCCGAUGGAGACUUAUCGAAUAUGGAUGUCACUGCAUCUGACAGGAUGGUUCUUGAGAAUGAAGAACGUUAUCGCAAGAUCAUUACAUUCCAGAAACUAUUGUUGGAGAAGAUACGCCAUAAACCAGAGUUCAACCGAAGUCGGAGAGCAGAUUCCAAAGUCGACGAAACAGACAUACCGUACGGUGAUGCGAUCGCGAUCCGAUUCCAGUGCGGUAACGACCGGCAAGUCGUCAUGAUGGGCGCGGAUCAUACAGUAACAGAUCUCUACCGAAGAUUAUGUCACGUAUCGGGAUACACCAAAAUCAACCUUUUCGCAAAGGGUCAGCGGCUCAACAUCGCUGACAUGUCGAUCGAGAAGCUUAGCGGCAUCGACUUUGGAGGACAGCUAUUAGUACAAAGGGCACCAGACGCGGAAGUCACUCGCCCAAUGCCCGGACAGGGUACAGGGUCUUCGGUCUUCGAGUCUACUGUGCUCAAGCAUUUCGACGAAUUAUUCUCCUUGAUGGACUCUGAUGACAACAUCAGUCAGAUGCUAUUCGAUUACUUGAGCUUCUUUCCAGCGCGGCACACUUUUGCAGAUAGCGUCGUGACAGGUGCGGCGCUAUCAGAGGAGCUUUUCCCUCCAGGAAAGUUCUACCAAGCGAGAUACGCCGCUUUGGCUCUCGAGGCUAGACUGGGAGAGCAGAUACGUAAUUCUAAUCUGGACGAGAAAUUCCUGGGCCAUGCCAUACGCCAGUUGAACGAGGCUCUUCUUAAUCCUCGGCUCAUCAGCGACAGCAUCUCGAACUUCCAAGAGCUGCAACUUGCAGCGGUACUCGUGCAUGCUCUGUUGGAGUUUCUUAGAGAACGUCCUUCUCCCGACGCUUCGGCUGCCUACUUCUCAGAUGGUGCACGGCUCGGAAACCGCCUGGUGACGAUCCUAUGCAUGGCACUGGAAACAAACGAAGACGCUACUGUAAUCCAGGAUUGUUACGGCACUAUUCUAGAGGCCUCACUCCACUCCCGAGUCAUCUGGGAAGCGUUCGUUGAGCAUCCCCAAACUCCGCGACUCCACCGAGUUCUGCUCUUGAGCGACCCCAGGCAGUCUGUGCGAGAGCAUGUCGCUCAAAAGAUCGCAUCCGUCUGCGGCGGCGACCUUCCAUCCACGUGUCCGAUCACUAAAGGCGAGAUUGCCUCACAAUUCUGGGCAGUCAUUUCCGAGCUCAUUCCAGGCUCCUUGUGCGUUCCCGCUCAAUCACAACAGCUAUUCAGCAUUGCCGAGCAAGUCUUCCGCGCGAAAGACGAGUACAAACGGGACGAACCCUCACUCCGACUUUACUUAACAACUUGGAGCGACCUGCUCUUGGAUCACCAACAUCAGGAAUUUGUCGGCCGGGACGAAAUCGACCGCGUGGUUUUUGGGCUUACGAAACUCAUACUGUGCUGCAUACUGUCACUCAAGUCUUUUAAGAAGCCUCUUGGUGCAGGCGGCAUGAUGGAAAAGAUCUUCAGGAAGUACAUCUUUACGAAGAGCUCUUCUACUGCAGUGGUGGGCGCAGCCACUGUUCCCAUACUAGAGUCUCACACAAGGCAUGAGAUGUACGAUCUCAUGCUCGCACUAGCUGAAGAUAGCAGCACGUACAACAGCCUGAUCAAACUUGCAGCAGACGUGGAGACUGAGGAGAAUGAGCCAGUAAUACCAACGCUUGCAGUCGAUCGCUCCUUGGAAAUACGCUCUAGCACAGGCUAUGUUGGCCUGUACAACCCUCGUGCCAUUUGCUAUGCAAACUCGCUGCUCACGCAACUCUUCAUGAACCUCAAUUUCCGCAAGUUCAUUCUCGGUUUGGAGCUUCAGGAAGCCAGCGGCUCUCAGAAACUUCUUCUUGAGACCCAGAGACUGUUCACGAACAUGCAGCAUUCGUUCCGCAAAGCCGCGGAUCCACGUAGCUUUGCAGCUUGCGUACAGAACUCAGAGCUCAUGCCAAUAGACAUUAGCGUCCAGAUGGAUGCAGAUGAAUUCUACAAUUCCCUCUUCGAUCAGUGGGAACGACAGCUCAUCAAGGACGAGCACAAGCAGCAAUUUCGCUCAUUCUAUGGAGGGCAAACAUUGAAUCAGAUCAAAUCCAAAGAAUGUGAGCAUGUCUCGGAACGAUCAGAGCCUUUUUUCGCGAUACAAUGCGAUGUUUUGGGUAAAGCAACACUCCAAGAGAGUCUCCAGGCUUUCGUUAGAGGCGAUGUCAUGGAAGGCGACAACAAGUACAAGUGCGAGAAAUGCGACGGCAAAUACGUCGACGCAGUCAAGCGGACCUGUUUCAAGGAGGUGCCCGACAAUCUCAUCUUCCAUUUGAAGCGCUUCGAAUUCGACCUGGCCGACUUUAGCCGUAAGAAGGUCUAUGAUUAUUUCGAGUUCCCACAGGCCAUUGACAUCAGCGCAUACCAUGUCGACCAUCUCAGCGACCCAAGCAAACCAAAAGAAGCGGAUAUGUUCGAUCUUGUUGGUGUGCUCGUACACACGGGCACCUGCGAGCAUGGUCAUUACUAUUCUUACAUUCGUGAGCGACCUUGUCCCACAGGAACAACGUCACAAACCUGGGUGGAAUUUGACGAUAGCAGUGUUGGAUCUUUCGACCCAGCAGACAUUGCGUACAAAGCUUUCGGAGGCUUCACAGACGAUUCAUACAACCGCAUACUAAAACAAUACUCGGCAUAUAUGCUCUUCUAUCAACGCCGUACUGCUGUGGAUGAUGACCAGCGUGAUUGGGUCACUUCUGCAGACGGGAAAACGCUCAAGGUUCCCAUGCCACCAACGCUCCAGAGAGAAGUUGAUUCUGCCAACGAGCUGUUCAUCCGAGAAUAUUCCCGCUUCGAUCCCAACCAUACAAAGUUCGUGCGGCAGCUUCAUGCUAUGUCACGUACACUCAAUCACGGUUCUUGCUCCGAAGACCACACGCAGGAAAAACACUCCUUACAGAUAGUACUUGCGCAUCUUGGGCACAUCGUCUGGCGUCAUACAAAUGCCGAAAUCUUCUCAGAAACGUUACUGCAGCUGCGGCGGUCGGUUCUUCCAUGCUCAACCUGCUGCAACAUUGUUCUCAAGGUACUCGCUACCGACGAUGUUGCCCUUCUUAACAUGCUUCUUCGCUGCAUGCACGCUAAAGUGCGUUCCCAGAUGCGCAGCUUCUUCGUUGACUGCCUCAAAGUCUUGCGAGAGAAAGAGCCCACUCUAUACGGUCUAGAGAGCGCUGACAACGAGAUGGAUCUGGAAUCUUCCACUCUGACAAGCAGUGUACUUUCAGAGAUUACCGGUAGAUUGCGUGUCAUUGCAGACGAAUCUUACAUGGCCGUACGGGGCUGGGAUGAUUUCUACCUCACACUGACUCAGAUGGUUGAGAUGGGCCAUCUGGAAACCGGUCUUCUAUUGGACCAUGGCUUCCUGGUGUUCUGCUUGAGGCUACUCUGCAUGCACUCGUACGCUAAAUUCCAGGAGGAACAACCCGAUCUCUGGAGAAUUAUAAGCAAGAAGUCGGGAAUUUACAAUAGGUUCAUUGGAUUCGUAUCAGCGUUGCUCUCACGCAUGAACACGAGUCUGCAACCUCUUCGCCACGAGCACGAUCGUUCGUCUACGCUCGAUCGAGAGACCUUGAGGUUUCCACUAACAUUCCAUGAACGACAGGUUCUGUAUCACUGGGACAUCGAUCUCAAGGCCAUUGCGGUCUUGGAUAAGGCUUUGGAAAUGUUCGAUGAAACAAAGUUGGAACACUUCCACCCGGGCGAUAUUGUCAAGUCGAUGCUCAAUUGGCAGGACUCACAAGUCCAGACCAACCUUUUGAAGAGCAUCUACGAGGGUGUCUCCCUCGAAGCCCCUUUCUGCGAUUCUUACGUGAAAGCGGCACUUUCGUAUUGCGAGAACUCUCCGAUGGUGGACAACGUUUACAAGAUCGUCACAACGGUUUCGAAGGCGGUCGCGUCAGCCAGUAGAGCGGACGAUGACCGUCUACCAGGAGGUUUGGCUGUCCUCGAUUUUGUUGGCGGUCUUCUGCAAACAAAGAACGCGGCCAUCUUUCAACAGAAGCACCGAUACAUAUUCUUCACAUGGAUCAUAGCGAAAAGCCGCAUAUGGGCCACUCCUUUGCUGCUACACGCACAAGACAGUGUGCGAAAAGGUGCACAGAUGCUGGUCUGCGAGCUAUACAAGAGCUACGAAGGAUGGCCUCUGGAUCUGGUGCAGAUGAGAUGGAGAGUACUCCGCGAGAUGGUCACCGACAUGAUGGAGCGCAUUUUGUACGAGAAGGAUCAUGGCAUGCUCAAACCCCAUCUAUCUCCUCUCAUCGACACUUGCCGGUAUCUCGUUCAGCAGCUCUACGAUCUGAUCCAUAGCGAGGAUCCCGAGUUGGAUCCAUAUAGAGACGACACCAACGACAGCUCUCGAAUUGCCCACUGGACUGGAGAAAUUGAACCAAGGCUAGAGACAUGGCCACAAGAUGAUGGUCUGUCAGCGGGAGAUCUCUAUGACCAUUCCGACUUUGGUAGUGAUUCAGAGACUGACAACAUACACGAUAACAAUUUGUAAUUGUUGAGUGGCCUUUCGUCCGCCCGCAAUUCGCCCAGCUCUAUCCACUCAUUGUCUUCUCUUCUUUGUAGUAUGACGGCGCCAGCGGCGGCCCUUCAGCACGGAGUUGAAGGCUCACGCUAUUAACGGAUGAGAAAAU
Molecule: messenger RNA, 7780 nt
Organism: Alternaria rosae
Lineage: Eukaryota; Fungi; Ascomycota; Dothideomycetes; Pleosporales; Pleosporaceae
Exons: 8
Coding region: 241-7641 (2466 amino acids)
Biological process (GO): protein deubiquitination
Cellular component (GO): nucleus; cytosol
Molecular function (GO): cysteine-type endopeptidase activity; cysteine-type deubiquitinase activity
Source: RefSeq, a predicted model, not a curated record